Messenger RNA from Microsporum canis CBS 113480, 1425 nucleotides. RefSeq lists its product as hypothetical. The transcript has 2 exons. Bases 1 to 1425 code for a protein of 474 amino acids. Gene Ontology annotation, molecular function: N-acetyltransferase activity. The record is from RefSeq and is a predicted model, not a curated record. NCBI's taxonomy places the organism in Eukaryota, Fungi, Ascomycota, Eurotiomycetes, Onygenales, Arthrodermataceae.
AUGGCGGAUCUGGCGGAUUUGGGCAAGCUGGAGAGGCUGCGCGCAGUCGGAUGCCUGGAGCGAUAUUCGACUGCUCGCAACCCGCAGAGAUUCUACACGAACGUCGCGGUGACGGCGAGCUAUGAGCUGCCGUCGAGCUGCGAGCUGCCGCUGAGGGACUGCAUCUACAGCGCCCUCGAGACGCUCAUAGGCCAGCAUCCGGUGCUCUCUGCCAUCCCGCUGGAGGAAGAGUCGAAGGAGCCGUAUUUUGCACGGCUGCCAGAGAUCAGUCUUGACCAGUGUGUCUCCUUUCGGGAGCGAAGCGGCCGUGAAGCAGAUGCAGAAGCAGAUGCAGAGCUGGACCAGAUGCUGAACGUCCAGCACAACGUAUCCUUUGCUGCUCCGCUGCCCUACUGGAGACUGAGUGUCCUGACCGGUCCCAGGGACGGUCGACGGUUCACCGCUGCGUACGUCUGGCAUCAUGCGAUUGGAGACGGUUCGUCGGGCAAGGCAUUCCACCGGACCUUUCUUCAGGCCCUGCGCGGCGUCUGCUCAGCUUCGUCUCCAGCAGACGUGAAGAGCGUGGUUCCGUCGCCCAAGACGCCUCUUCUGCCGAACCUGGAGCAGGUUUAUCCCAUGCCUCUGUCCAUCUUCUUCAUCCUCGCCGUCCUCUUCCGUGCUAAGAUCUGGAAGCCUGCGCGAGACCCUGGCCUCUGGACGGGCUCCAAGACGACAUUGCCGCUGGAGAACCAGAUCCGCCAUCUCGUCGUGUCCCAGCGGGAUACGGCUGCGUUCAGGGGUCUCUGCCGUGAGAACAAGACGACCGUGACCGCUGCUCUGCAGACCGUGCUGGCCAAGGCACUGUUCGCGCAUCUUCCCGAGCAGUACACCAGACUAUGCUGCGAGGGUGCCAUCUCGAACAGGCGCUGGCUUACGGACGACAGCAUCACGGACGACUCCCUCGGCGUCUGGGUGCAGGAAUUCCAGGAGGCCUACUGCAGAGACAGCGUAUCCGAGGCAGGCUUUUGGGACGAUGCAAGGAGGUCGAAGCAGAAUCUCGACAGGAUACUCGCUCUACGAGGGAAGAACUGCAUAACCAGCAUGCUCAAGUACGUCGGUGACUACAAGAACGAACUCUUCCUGCCGAAGCUGGGCAAGGAGAGAGAGAAGAGCUUUGAGGUCUCGAAUAUCGGUGUCUACAAGCCGGCAUCACCAUCAUCCACAACAGACGACGCUGAGAAAGGUCCCCGGAUAGACAGGAUGGUCUUCACGCAGAGCUCAAAUGUCUUUGGGUCCGCCAUCUCGACGUCUGUCAUAACAGGGCCUGACGGCUGCUUGGUCCUGGGCUUCUCCUGGCAAAAGGGCGUCGUCGAUGCGGCGUUGGUCGCUGCUUUCAUCGCAUCAGUCAAGCAGGAACUUGCUUCCUUUGGAGAGAAGCGUACAUAG